AUGGAUGACAAAUCAUCCAAGGACGAGGACGACGAGUCAUCAAUCUUCAAAGAAAUGCGUAGGAACGGAGCGAAGGCUUCCAUGGUCUUCACCCACUCUCACAGGGUGCCCAACAUUGUCACAAAACUACUCACCACACUGAUAUUUCUGAAUAAAUUGGUUGGAUGGCGAGUUCUGGUUCCCACACUGAGCUUGGCGUUCUUCUUCAUGGGAAUUGACGCAAUAAUUGCCCUACAACACCACAAAACUGAGGAAGCCUUGAACAAGCAGACCAGCGAAAACUCAACCGUGAUUGCUAAUGCGCUGCUAAAAAUUCGUCAGAUAAAGCUAUCUGCCGCUGAAGACGAGUGGAUGAUUAAGGCCAGAGAAAUCCGAAGCAAGGAGCUGAGGCUGCGCAGGAAGCAUUCACUCCUCAUCUGUGCUUCAAAAUUGGUCAGCGGUGUCGUUUCGGCCGUUCUGGCCGGAGUACCUCUUUAUCUAUGCACUCUCAGAGCCAGUCUUGCGUCGCUGCCAUUUGAGGUAUCGGACUGGGUGGAAGGAUGGAAUGGAUUGCAAAGGCUGCAAGGUUAUUUCGCGGCUCCCGAAGCAGAAAGGACCACUGAAACUGCGUCUGAGGAUAUUUUGUUGGACAAGGCGGCUAUGGCGUGGAAUAAGGACGCCCGAAAGGAUGGCAAACUCGAGCUCAAGGCCUCGCUUCAGUUUCCCCGUGGCCAACUCAGCGUGGUCACUGGAAAAACGGGCUCGGGACAAAGUCUUCUUCUGAGCUCCAUUGCAGGCGAAGCUGCACUUCUCUCUGGCGAGUUCCGUGCGCCAGUGCCCCACGCCGCCUGA
Cordyceps fumosorosea ARSEF 2679 is the source of this 831-nucleotide messenger RNA. Its product is annotated as ABC bile acid transporter. Lineage: Eukaryota; Fungi; Ascomycota; Sordariomycetes; Hypocreales; Cordycipitaceae. Gene Ontology annotation, cellular component: membrane. Gene Ontology annotation, molecular function: ATP binding; ATPase-coupled transmembrane transporter activity. Bases 1 to 831 code for a protein of 276 amino acids. The transcript is spliced from 3 exons. The record is from RefSeq and is a predicted model, not a curated record. Gene Ontology annotation, biological process: transmembrane transport.